AACUUGGCAGAAGAAGCAUUAGAAAUAGGAUAGAAGAGAAGCUAUGUCACAUCACACCACGGCACCCUAGCGACAGACCCGACCUCAAAUACCUCUCUCUCUCCCCACACCCACUUCACAUCCAACAAUCGCUCUAUCCAUCACCAUGAGAAUCUUUCUCUGAUAUCAUCUCUCUUCUCAACAAUCGCUCCAAUUCUCUCUUUCAUCUCUUCUCCAACAAUCCAAGCCCGUUCUCGCCGCGUUUCCUUACAAGUGGUGAGGAUGUCGACUCCUGCAAGGAAGAGGCUGAUGAGGGAUUUUAAGAGGUUGCAACAGGACCCCCCUGCAGGCAUCAGUGGUGCUCCUCAAGACAACAAUAUAAUGCUUUGGAAUGCUGUUAUAUUUGGUCCAGAUGACACCCCAUGGGAUGGAGGUACUUUUAAAUUGACACUUCAAUUUACAGAGGAUUAUCCAAAUAAGCCACCAACAGUGCGCUUUGUUUCUCGAAUGUUCCAUCCAAAUAUUUAUGCAGAUGGAAGCAUUUGUUUGGAUAUUUUACAAAAUCAGUGGAGUCCUAUCUAUGAUGUGGCUGCUAUACUUACCUCUAUUCAGUCAUUGCUCUGUGAUCCAAACCCAAACUCCCCUGCCAAUUCAGAAGCUGCACGGAUGUUUAGCGAGAACAAGCGUGAGUACAACAGAAGAGUAAGAGAGAUUGUUGAGCAGAGUUGGACAGCUGACUGAUACCCCUGGUAGGGUGCGCUAUUAAACUUCCAAGCUAGUUUGAUGGCCUGUUUGAAUAACAUGGAAACUUAAAAAAAAAAAAAAAAAAAAAAAAAUUUCGUGUUGCAAACUCCUGAACUUUGGAUUAUGUUAUAUGUUUGCUUACCUAUAAUGUAUGAAUUUUUAGGUCUUAUUUCAGUUCUUCAAUUUGCUGUCUUGCAUUUUUCAUCGAAUUAAUGUACAUACAAAACUUUCUUGUUAUUGCCAGCCAUGCCGUGAGCCUACUGUUGCUUAUACAAAGUAUUAGAGAUGAUC
This is a messenger RNA of Camellia sinensis, 1014 nucleotides long. RefSeq names its product ubiquitin-conjugating enzyme E2 2. The record is from RefSeq and is a predicted model, not a curated record. NCBI's taxonomy places the organism in Eukaryota, Viridiplantae, Streptophyta, Magnoliopsida, Ericales, Theaceae.